Messenger RNA from Cannabis sativa, 2197 nucleotides. RefSeq names its product coiled-coil domain-containing protein SCD2. The coding region runs from base 163 to 1866 and encodes 567 amino acids. The transcript is spliced from 17 exons. Gene Ontology annotation, biological process: cytokinesis by cell plate formation. Lineage: Eukaryota; Viridiplantae; Streptophyta; Magnoliopsida; Rosales; Cannabaceae. The record is from RefSeq and is a predicted model, not a curated record.
CCGUACUCAAUUAAAUUAAUUAUCUCUCUAAUCUAAUCUCCUCUCUCUAUUUUCUCCGAUUAUCCCGAGAAAAUCUUCCACCGAGAAAAUCUCUCUCUCACUCUACCCACCGACUUAUUUCCUAAAUAAAUAUAUAUAAAAGGGCGAGAGACACAACUAUAGAUGGAUCAUCGGAGAACCGCGAGUCCGGUGUACUCGCGGCAGUGGAGUGGUGGAAGCAGCACGGGGUCCUCUUCUCCUGCUAUGUCACCGGCUCACCCUCACUCGCGCCUCCAGCCUGGAGCAGCUGGCGGCUUCUCCACCAUCAAGCGAACCCAAAACGUUGCUGCUAAAGCUGCAGCCCAGCGCCUGGCUCAGGUCAUGGCGUCGCAGUCCGCCAACGCCGAUGAUGAUGAUGAAGACGACGAUCUGGGGUUUCGAUACCCGCCAACUGCUAAGCCUAUGUCAUUCAACAAUAAUUCGGGUUCCAACUCCGCUGCUGUUCCGGCGAUGGCUUUUUCUCGGCCUAAUAGAUCUCCCUCUCCUGCGUUAGGUCGGAACUUUGUAGAUCAUACUCCGUCUGUACGGUCCACUUCGGCUGGAAGACCGUCUGUUUCACUUCGUUCAACAACUGUAGUACCACCAACCAGAUCCUCAUUAAGAACUCCAAUGUCCAUACCUCCUAUUGACCCUCCUACUAAUAGGAGCAGAGAUAAUAAAAGGUUUUCAACAGAUAUUGGACAGAUGAACUUAAAAAAUCCUGCAGAAGAGCGUGAAGCUUCAGCACUUCGAGAUGAACUUGAUAUGCUACAAGAAGAUAAUGAAAUUAUACUUAAUAAGCUUCGUACUGCAGAAGAAAGACGUGAGCAAGCAGAGGCAAGAGCUAGGGAGCUUGAAAAACAGGUUGCUUCUUUAGGAGAAGGUGUAUCACUGGAAGCAAAAUUAUUAAGCAGGAAGGAAGCAGCUUUGCGCCAAAGAGAGGCUGCUCUGAAUGCUGCGAAACAAACAAAGGAUGGUAGAAAUGAUGAAAUUGCAGCCCUUCGUUCAGAUAUUGAGAAUUUAAAAGAAGAAGCUUCAACAACUGUGGAACAACUUCGAGAAGCAGAAUCUGAGGCAAAGUCACUUCGCACAAUGACACAGAGAAUGAUUUUGACUCAAGAAGAGAUGGAGGAGGUUGUUCUGAAGAGAUGUUGGCUUGCUCGCUACUGGGGCUUAGCUGUACAACAUGGCAUAUGUGCAGAUAUAGCUGUGUCAAAGCAUGAACACUGGUCCUCCCUUGCUCCUCUUCCAUUUGAAAUUGUCAUUUCCGCUGGUCAAAAAGCUAAGGAGGUGUCCCGGAAUGCAGGUGGUGAUGAUUCAGAUCGGAGCAAGCCUGUUCGAGAUUUAAGUGAUCUUACCGGGGAAGGAAAUAUUGAGAGCAUGCUUUCGGUUGAAAUGGGUCUAAGAGAACUAGCAUCUUUAAAGGUUGAGGAUGCCGUUGUGCUCGCUUUGUCACUGCUGCGCCGUCCAAAUUCCAUUCGACAGUUGGGAAUAGAUUCCAAAGCACCUGGUGAACCCAAGUUUUUGGAGGCUUAUGAUAUAAGUGAAGAGGAGGCAGAAGAUGUUCUUUUUAAAGAGGCCUGGCUUACUUACUUUUGGAGAAGAGCUAAAGAACAUGGCGUGGAAGAAGAUAUUGCGGAAGAAAGGCUACAGUUUUGGAUCAGUCGUAGUGGGCACUCACCAACUUCGCAUGAUGCUGUGGAUGUUGAGCGUGGUCUAUUGGAGCUGAGAAAGUUGGGGAUAGAACAGCAACUUUGGGAAGCAUCUCGUAAGGAGAUUGAUUUGGCCUCUCCUCUUUUCCCAGUUGCUAAUCACAAAAACCAAACAGACUCUGAGAUUUCCUCGUGAUAAAAAAUUAAGGUACCCAACCACAAGUCCAUAACAGGCUGCUGCAUGUGCUGUCAAUUCAAUUUUUUGGGUCUUUUCUUCGCUCUCUACUUUUGUCUCAUAAUUUUUUCUUCACAUAAAAUUUGUAGUGCUGCUCGAACUGGUUUUUCUCAUGCUGCAUGCCUUGUGGCAUCAUCAUAUUCAUUGUUAUAUAUAAUAGAGUUGCUCUAUCGCUCUAAAACUUUUGGUAAAUUUGUAAUUUAUUGCAGUGAGCGUUUUGGAUUGACGUAAAGCUUGUAGAUCCAUUAUUUUAUUAAAUUGAGUUUUAUGUUUCUAAUAAGUUUGUUGAUUA